This is a messenger RNA of Melospiza melodia melodia, 1827 nucleotides long. It is a transcript of the gene FRZB, whose product is annotated as frizzled related protein. Gene Ontology annotation, cellular component: cytoplasm. Gene Ontology annotation, molecular function: Wnt-protein binding. Gene Ontology annotation, biological process: non-canonical Wnt signaling pathway; canonical Wnt signaling pathway. The record is from RefSeq and is a predicted model, not a curated record. NCBI's taxonomy places the organism in Eukaryota, Metazoa, Chordata, Aves, Passeriformes, Passerellidae. Bases 1 to 939 code for a protein of 312 amino acids. The transcript has 6 exons.
AUGAGGCGGGGGCUGCCGCUGCUGGCCCUGGCCGGGCUGCUGCUGCUGGGGCGGCCGCCCGCGGCCCGGGGGGCGGCCUGCGAGCCGGUGCGCAUCCCGCUCUGCAAGCCGCUGCCCUGGAACAUGACCAAGAUGCCGAACCACCUGCACCACAGCACGCAGGCCAACGCCGUGCUGGCCAUGGAGCAGUUCGAGGGGCUGCUGGGCACCAACUGCAGCCCCGACCUGCUGUUCUUCCUGUGCGCCAUGUACGCGCCCAUCUGCACCAUCGACUUCCAGCACGAGCCCAUCAAGCCCUGCAAGUCCGUCUGCGAGCGCGCCCGCGCCGGCUGCGAGCCCGUCCUGGUCCGCUACAGCCACGCCUGGCCCGACAGCCUGGCCUGCGACGAGCUGCCCGUGUACGACCGCGGGGUCUGCAUCUCCCCCGAGGCCAUCGUCACCGCCGAGGGCGCGGAUUUCCCUAUGGAUUCUAAUAACGGCAACUGUAGAGGCGUUGAGCGCUGCAAGUGCAAGCCAGUGAAAGCUACCCAGAAGACCUACCUACGGAACAACUACAACUAUGUCAUCCGCGCUAAAGUGAAGGAGGUGAAGACUAAAUGCCACGAUGUCACUGCAGUAGUGGAAGUAAAGGAGAUCCUGAAAUCUUCCCUGGUCAACAUCCCAAAGGACACUGUAAACCUGCACACGAAUUCUGGCUGCCUGUGUCCACCCCUCAGUGCCAAUGAGGAAUACAUCAUUAUGGGCUACGAGGAUGAGGAGCGCUCCAGGUUACUCUUGGUGGAAGGCUCCAUAGCUGAGAAGUGGAAGGAACGUCUUGGUAAAAAAAUAAAGCGCUGGGACCAGAAGCUGCGGCAGGCGGGCCGGGGGCGGGCCGAGCCCGGCCCCAGCGCGGCGGCCCCGAAGCCCGGCGGGGCCCGGCAGGCUCGCAGCGGGGCGUGACGGCGCCGAGGGAUGCCGGAUGCACGGGACUGUCUGCCGGGGCUUCCUCUUGGAGCAGCAAAGGAGAAAUUGCACUAUUGCACGUUAUAUUCUAUUGUUUACUACAAAGUCGUGUUCUAGCUUUUAUUAGGUUUUGUUCUCCCUCUUUGUUCUCCACCUUUUUCUUUUUGGAUAUGUGCAAGUUCUGGAAAUGUAUAUUUUUUGGUUUUUUUUCUGUUGCUAAGAACUGUAGAAAACUGCCCUUAUGAGAUGAAGAAAGACAAUGUUCAAUUUACCUUUUUAUCUCCUAAAUCUUCUCUGGGAGAAAAUUCUCAUGCAAGCAGGAAUGAAAUCUGGCAAAAACCAUUGCUUAAAGUCAUGGCUCACAUGGGCUUUCCCUGUUCAUUCUUUCUUGGUCACUGUUUGCUGAAACUUGCUCUCUUUUGGGUUGGUUAUCAUCUGCAUUUAAAUGUAUAAUUUUUUUAUUCUGAAAUAUAAUUCUGAAUUACAUAAUUUUUUUUUUUUUUGCUAAAAGAACUGUUUGAAUCAGUACAGCUUUAUUAAGUUUUCUUACAGAUAAACCACUUGCAUAAGGCAAACUCUAAAUAUUUCCCUGUGCAUGUACACAGGGAACCUGGGUUUUCCAGUGCUUUGGACCUUGAAGGAAGUAUUAUCUAGUUCUGUAACCAUAAUUUAUAACUAAAUUUAUGCUUCUUCUCUUAUAAUGGCAGUUUUUUCCCCUUUUCUCAGCUGAGUUAUAGGAGUAGACAGACUCACCAGGCCUGUUUCUCAGUUCAGGUCUGCAGUUUAGCCUUUUGAUUUUGUGGUGUUUUUCUUAAAUCCGUGCCUACAUAAACAAGUGUUCAAUGCUCAGUAACAUAUGUCCAAUAAAAGAAUUGUAGUUGCCAA